Erigeron canadensis is the source of this 1516-nucleotide messenger RNA. RefSeq lists its product as uncharacterized. The coding region runs from base 158 to 1060 and encodes 300 amino acids. The transcript is spliced from 4 exons. The record is from RefSeq and is a predicted model, not a curated record. Lineage: Eukaryota; Viridiplantae; Streptophyta; Magnoliopsida; Asterales; Asteraceae.
UGAUGAGAAAAUAUUUUUAUAGUUUCUUUCGCACACACCCAGUGAGACUUCCACACAACAAAGACUUUAAUUAAUGAAACCCUAAAUUUUUAUCAUCGAAAAUGAGAUAUUUUUCUUCAUAAAUUAACGCUUGAAAAUAAUCAGUAUCAAAUCAAAUAUGGAUUUAAUUUCACGAAAAAGGAGAAGAAUUAUAAAGUUGGAUUCGUAUGGAGUAUUAUUUCUUCUGUUACAGAUCGUUUCUUUUUUAAAUCCUUUUGCAGCUGCGAAAUCUGGUGGAGUUUGUGUUUCUCCUGGUGGCCGGUUUCCCCCUUAUUCUAUCAAUGGGAAACCUCCAAGAAGAGUUAGCAAGGGGCCCAACGAUUUGACUCUUUGUAGGUUGUUCCGCAAAAAGACAUGUUGUGAUGUCACCCAGACUCAUCCUGCUUUAUUGGCAAUUAGAAGAUUGGCUUCAACUGGAGAGGCCAGUGAUGAAUGCUUACAUUUAUGGGAGCUUCUAGAAUGUUCUAUUUGUGAUCCACAAGUUGGCAUACAAUCAGGCUCUCCAAUCAUAUGUGCCUCUCUUUGUGAUAGGAUUUAUGAUGCUUGCUCUAAUGCCUACUUCGCUAUGGAUGCAAAGAACCAGGUGCUUGCUCCUUGUGGAAUCAGUGACACUGUUUGUGGUAGAGCCUCUGAAUGGGUCUCAAAUGGCACAGAGCUAUGUAAAGCAUCUGGCUUUUCUGUGAAGCUAUCUACUGAUUUUAAAGAAACAUUUUGCUAUGGUGGUAAAGCUAGUCUAGAUUCUGUGGUGGAUUCAUGGAGGACUACACAUUCUGGUGUUCCACGCAAUGUUGAGAGUUCAGGAUUUCUUAUUGAUUUUCAGCAGUGGGUGAGGGAAAUGUCAAUUAAUGAGCAAGUGUCGUGGGCUGUUGGGGGAUUGGUUCUUACAGCAGGGCUUCUCUUUGUAAGCAAAAGGAAGAGCCAUAAUAAGCGGCAACGAGAAGUAGCAAUACAACGUACUGCAAGGAAGCUAGGAGGAAAAAUGAGCCCAAAGUAUCCUGCUAGUCAAGCAAAUAGAAAAUGAAACUCGACACAUUGUAGAUGAAGAUUUGAUAUACCCCUUAGUAAUGCUAGUUUUGUAUUAUCAGUAGGAGCACAAGUUCAGAUCUUAUAAUUAUGGUCGUCUCAGUUUGUCCAAAGUAUCCUUCUAUUUGAGAUCGGAUACAAACUCUUUGAAACGUAGAUUUUGAGAAUCUAUUGGGUUUUUAUAUUUGUAUGGUAUGUCUGAGUUUUAGGUUUCCUUAAAGCUCUUCCAUAUUGUGGCAAAUUGCACUCAGAUCUCAUUUUUUUCAUUUUCCAGAAUGAUUUUUGUGGCAGUUUGAUAGAGAUCAUCAAGUUAUCAUGGCAACCCUGAAAUGGCUAUGCUGUUUUGAGGUUGUCAGGUUGUGCAUUUAAGUUUGCUUUCUGAACUUAUCUUCAUAAUAUUGAUACAUUUAUGUAUAGAUUAUAUAUGAUGUUUGCAAAUUGCACUGUUGUGGUC